AUGGAACCAUUUGGAUGUGCUCUAUUUGAACUGAAACUGAUCCAGAGGCGAAGAAGGACACGUCAGAAUGUCGUUCAGAUAGAGAAACGUGUAUUUCGUUCACGUACCUUUUUGGAUCAAUUUACUGAAACCCAGGUGAUAGCCAAAUUCAGAUUAUCCUCUCCCAUGAUACAUUCCCUGUAUGAUGAAAUACACUUGGCCCUAGAAACACGCACGCGGAGAAGUAAUGCAGUACCAGGUCUUGUGCGUUUUUUGGCAGUACUUCAUUUUUUAGGAAAGGCCUCAUACCAACAUGUCAGUGGUGAGAUUGUUGGCAUCUCACAACCCAGUUUUUCCCGCUGCUUGGUCGAGGUCCUGCAAGCACUGCGACAACUUGCUCCAAAAUACAUACAUAUGGGCAAGUCACGUGAAGAGCGGGAUCAAAUAAAACGUGGUUUUUUUGACCUAGCAGGAAUGCCCAAUGUCAUUGGGGCAAUAGACUGCACCCAUGUGCCAUUAUGUCCCCCAUCAGAACAGGAGCACAUCUACCGAAACCGUAAGGCUUACCAUUCCCUCAACAUCCAGGUGAUAUGUGAUUCAAACCUCAUAAUCCGUGAUGUUGUCACCGGCUUUCCAGGAUCCUGUCAUGAUGCCCAUAUAUUGCGCCAAUCGGGAAUAUAUGAUACUCUGGACAAGGACUUAGAAAAUAAUGGAUGGCUGCUGGGAGAUGCUGGUUACCCCUGUCUACCAUGGCUCUUAACACCUAUCAACAGGCCAUCCUCUCCUGCAGAAGCAGCUUACAAUGUUGCUCAUACCAAAACAAGAGUGGUUAUCGAAAGAUGCUUUGGUGUCCUAAAGAGCCGUUUCCGUUGCAUGUCCUUGUCUGGUGGAUUCCUUCAGUAUUCCCCCAGUAAGGUAGCUGAUAUGUUCCUAGCAUGCAGCAUUCUCCAUAACAUUGCAAGGCAUGGAGGACUACAAGAGGAACUAGACACCACAGUGGAGGAUGACAUGCCCACAAUUCCAGUGGAAAAUGAUCACAGGGGAAACGCAGCAAGAAGUAAACUGAUUACAAACUAUUUUACAGGUAAUAAACCACCGUAACAUGUUUUUAAUUUUCCAAACAUCAUCAGAAAUGAUCACAAACUUGCAUUAUUAAGUUGAAGAGACAGACAUGCUGUAAAAUGAAUUAUUUGGGCUGAUCUUGUUUAUCAAUGUCAAAUCUUAACCAAUGAUGUUUUUUUUAUGAUUUCAGGUUAACCCAACUAUAAAAACUUUGGAGAAAUAACAUAAAAUUAAGACAGGAGUACAAAAAUUGCCAAAAAAUGAAUCUUUAUUUUGUUUUUGUAUUUUCACUUUGUUUUACUUCUUUUGCAUUUAUUUUUUAUCUUGUAAAACAUUCAACAUUAACAGUUUCAAACAUAUAAAAUAAAAGUUUCACUUAAAAGUCUUCUACAAAACAAAAGUGUGUUUGAAUUCUUUAUUGCAACAAGUGUAAGUGUGGGUUAUACACGCAAAAAUUCUGUUCAUCUGCUAAUAAGUACCAACAUUUUUUUGACAUUAGUGAGAAGCAAUAAAAUAGAAGACCGAACUGUGUGCCAAAGACAGUUGAAAUGCUGCAGUUGCCUGAAACCAUGUCCUUGCCAGAAAGAUGGUGAAUGAAAUGAGUGCUGUUAACUGCGUUGUGUGGGAGAGGGGAGAAAUGAAAUAAAACUAAAAUAAAUACCACCAAUU
Rana temporaria (common frog) is the source of this 1710-nucleotide messenger RNA. Its product is annotated as putative nuclease HARBI1. Bases 1 to 1080 code for a protein of 359 amino acids. Lineage: Eukaryota; Metazoa; Chordata; Amphibia; Anura; Ranidae. The transcript is spliced from 2 exons. The record is from RefSeq and is a predicted model, not a curated record.